GGCUGGAGCAUUUCAUCUGGCGUGGACGACGUUUCAAGUUGACGUGGAUGCAUGUCUAGCUAACUGGUGUUUCGUUUUUUUUGUCCUUAUCACAGUUUGUUGCGACAUCGUUUCAAUCGAUGAAAGUUUUUAUUUACUGUUAGUUACCUUUUCAAAAUGUCCUCUGUUGAAGAUGGUGAAUGUAGUAACGGCUUGUAUCAACUCAACAAAUUCGAGAAACUGUCGGGGAGGCCUCCCAUCAGAGACUCAGGCUCUAAGAAGAGAGUAAGAUGGCUUCAGGCUCGGCGGAUCUUCUCCCCUUCGUGCCCCAACUUCCGCAUCCCUAAUAGGUUUCUGAGAGAAGGUCACUGUGCCCCCCCGGCCCGCAGCGGGCACCGGUGUGUGGCAGACAAUGCCAACCUAUAUGUGUUUGGAGGAUACAACCCUGACUUUGAGGAGGCAGGUGGCUCGGAGAACGAGGACUACCCUCUUUUCAGGGAGCUGUGGAGGUUUCACUUCGCCACGGCUACCUGGCAACAGGUCCACACAGAGGGCUACAUGCCCACCGAGCUGGCUUCCAUGUCAGCUGUCUUACACAGCAACAAUCUAUUGGUGUUUGGGGGCACUGGGAUUCCUUUUGGAGAAAGCAACGGGAACGACGUCCAUGUCUGCAAUGUUCACUACAAACGCUGGAAAUUGCUCAACUGCCGAGGGAAGAAACCCAACCGAAUCUACGGGCAGGCCAUGGCCAUCAUUAAUGGCUAUCUGUAUGUGUUUGGAGGGACGACAGGCUACGUUUACAGCACAGACCUACACAGGCUGGACCUGACUACCAGGGAGUGGACACACCUCAAGCCCAACAACCCCCCUACAGACCUGCCAGAGGAAAGGUACAGACAUGAGGUGGCCCACGAUGGACAGAGAAUAUACAUCCUAGGAGGCGGGACUUCCUGGACAUCAUAUUCCCUAGACAAAAUACAUGCCUACAACCUAGAGACUAACUCCUGGGAGGAGAUCAUCACGAAACCUCAUGAAAAAAUAGGGUAUCCUGCAGCACGACGGUGUCACAGUUGUGUCCAGGUCAGGCAGGAGGUGUUUCUAUGUGGGGGUUACAACGGGGAGCUGAUCCUAGCUGACCUGUGGAAGAUCAACCUGCAGACCUUCCAGUGGACCAAGCUACCCACCGUCAUGCCUGAGCCUGCUUACUUCCACUGUGCUGCAGUCACACCGGUCAGUACAUCGCACACGCGCACACUUUUCUGGAUGUACGAUUUUCAAUCACGUCUCUCUCUCCUCCCUGUCCUCUCCCAGGCUGGCUGUAUGUAUGUGCAUGGUGGAGUGGUGAACAUGUCAGAGAACAGGAGGACUGGGUCUCUGUACAAGGUGUGGCUAGUGGUGCCCAGUCUGCUGGAGCUGACCUGGGAGAGGCUGCUCAAGGCCUUCCCUCGCCUGGCCCAGCUCUCCUCCCUGCAGCUACUCAGCCUGGGCCUCACACACACCCUCAUCCAGCGCAUCAAGUAGACCACCAGGCCCUCACGGCUGACGUGGGAACAGGUCAAAGCAAGGACAGCGGUGAAGGCCAACGGAUUGUGGAUGGAACUGAGUUGACUCCCUUUCCUGCCAGAGGGAGGAAAGGGAGCAGAGGGACUGAAUGGCCAAUGGAACAAUGAACAGGUGUGUUGGCAUGUCUGGGAAUGGACUGAGGGAAGAGAACUGACGUCAGGUCAUCCUCAAACAUACAUUGGAUGCCAUUUUAAAAAAUUAAGUUUUUAAUGUGUGCACUUUGACUGACUUUGAAAUCCCAAGUGGAAUGUUUGAGAUUUGUGUUGGAGUCCCUGGGACCUGGUGUAUUUCAGGGAUUGUUUGCCUUCAUAUUUCAUUAGCCAUGGCUUAACUAGGAGAGUGGAGUUUUAGUAGAAAUUGGAGUUCACUGAAUGCUACUUAUUUCAUCCUUUUAUAUGUUUGCAUGCAGCUGACCACACUAAUCAUACCCGUUGUCUUGAGUAUUGUUUCAAGGCACUCCAAAGGGCUCUACAAUCUACGCAAAAGAUCUGCAACGUAGCCGAUGGAGGUUAGUUUGCUUAGCUCUCUACGUAGUUCUACGUCUUUUUUUUUUUUGUGCGGCUGAAUUUUUAGAACGUGACGCAAACGUAGCUCCGUAGACUGAAAACCACUAUGGAGAGCCCUUAACUCUACUCAUUAUUCCUCCCACCACACACAUGCUGUUCAAAAGGGAAUAGCGGAAACUUCCAACUCAGUGGUGGUUUAUUUCCUUAUUAAUGCCUAAAAGGACUUUUUUAUUUUGUUUAUUUAUUUUUUGGUCUCUUUGAUACUGUGAUGUAUAGGUUCCUGAGGGAGACAGACCGGGUACAUGAUGCUGAUAAACAUGGUGUCUUGUUGUUUUCUGUAAGGAAGCCCACUGGUAAAGAAGCAGCUGCUGCUAUGUCUACUGACCGGUCUAAUACGAAUAGGUCUCAUUUAGCAGGCUGGUGGGGCAAGGCAUUGAUUUAGGACAGACAGGGCAAAUCUUGUUCUGUAUAGUUCACCUCUUGAGCCAGUGUGACUAUGUGAACCCCCUGUGACAGCACUGUGAUUCUCUAGAACCUGAGUCUUACAGCUUCCGGUCUUAGACACACUGAUCACACACACAGAGGGGGCUGUGUGAAACUGUACUGUAGCACCAAAGUGAAAACAAGAACACGCCAUUUAUUUCAUUUAGUACCUUUUCAGAUCAUUUUUUCCAGUGUCACAACUGUAUUGGUUGUGUAGAGUUCUCUCCUUUUACCAUGCAUGUGUCCCUGAAGCAUGCCUUUUAACUUUACUCCUAGUCACUGAAAACAUGGAAAUGUCCAUAUAGCACUCCACCAGUCUCCGUUCCCCCAUGCUUUACUAAUAUGAGCCAUUGACUCGCUCAUCUUUUAAUGUUGUCCUCCUUCCACCUAUUCUGUUUACUGACCUUUGGUCAAACCAUUCUGUCCAUUACCGUUCUCUUUUUAUUUGGGUUUCUGAAUGUCGAUCACGCAUAGUGAACCCUUAACUUGUGAAUUUGGUUGGACAGACUAUGUAUAGACUUAUUUGGUAUGGUGCAGCCCAAUAUGGUGACCGGAGUGUGGGUGUGUCGAAAGGAGUGGGUGUAUGGAAAGUCAAUCAGCUAAUUGGGCAGAUUUGUUGCCACUCGACCGUUUUGCCUGUCAGUUUAAGCCAGUGGGAAUGACUAGUACACCCGGUCUUGUAUUGCUCCAGCACUACACGGCUGACUCAAAUAACCAAAUUAUCAUUUGUUGAAUCAGCUGUGUAGCGCUGGGGCAAAAACCACAACGUGCACCUCUUGGAGUCCCCAGGAAACUCUGGUGUAACCUAUAGCAGAGCACUACCUUUCCACACACCCACUACUAUCCUUUUGACAUGCCCACUCACCCAUACUCUGGGCGUCAUAUUGGGCUGCAGCUACCCCCUUCUGCAUUUAUCCUAUUUUUGCUUUUUAAAGAUGUGCACCAGUGUCUUCAGGUCAUUUUAACAUUAAACCAAACUGGAGAUGUAUCUGGUGGAAAAACCAAUGAAAUCACGACUCUGCCUUUUAAACUUUUAAACAAUGUUGGGUUUAAUUUUCUUUCUUUAAUAUCCCACACAUUUCCCCUGUCAGUUAGACUGAUAGAAUGUAACUCACCUGGCACCUCUGGUCCUCCUUUUCUAUACUAUAGUUUCUGCACAGAAUACAGGUGCUCAGUCUGAAAUCAAUGCCAAUCCUCUAGCCCCCUGGCUACUACUUGUAGAUCUGGAAGACUAGGUUUGGCUUCUGACAUGUUUCUUACACCCACUCAAAUCUUUUAGGCUCAUGAGAAGUAUCAAGGGAUAGUGCCUAAGGGUUGAUUUUGGACUGGGAAAUUUGCCUUUGCUAUAACUCUACUUUUUGGGAAACUGUGGGCUUCUGUAUGAGACACUGCACCCAGUGGUCUGUAUUGUUUUGUUGGUAAUCUAUGGAAGUAAUAGAUUUUGGAACUCCAUGUCAACCUGUGAAUGUAGUCACUUUACACACGCUGUACUGAAUGUGGAUGGACAAACUGAACCUGACUCUGCACAAUUAAAGGCAAUCAUGAUGACGCUGUCAUGACUCCAUUAGGUUUUUUAAUUUAAUUGUUUGAAUCAAUAAAUGUACUGUAAGCACUUUUUUUUUUAA
Messenger RNA from Salvelinus sp. IW2-2015, 4156 nucleotides. RefSeq names its product kelch domain containing 10 (gene klhdc10). The record is from RefSeq and is a predicted model, not a curated record. Gene Ontology annotation, molecular function: protein binding. Gene Ontology annotation, biological process: positive regulation of stress-activated MAPK cascade. Lineage: Eukaryota; Metazoa; Chordata; Actinopteri; Salmoniformes; Salmonidae.